GCUACUAUGGCAGUGAUGGGAGGGAAAACUGCAUCCUCUGAUGCUGCUCUACAUCAGAAGGCAGACAAACUGAUGGAGAAGGUGAAGAAGCAGAAGAUGGAUAAAAAACAGCAAGACCUUCAGAAAAAACAAAAGAAGAAGAUGGGUAAAAUAGCGUUGAGCACGAAGCUGCCGAAAGCUAAAGCCUUCAAGAAACCGGAUAAGAUGAAGACUGCGAUGGGGAAGACAAGCAAAGGUGUGGCAGCUGAAGGUGGGCCUUUUGAAGACCGAAAACUUAAACGCAAAUCUCCAGACACUGACAAUGCUACAGAAAAGCCAAGCAAGAAGCAGAAACUGCCAGCAGAGAAGAAGGCUGCACCAGGCGGGAAGGAGGACAGGCCACAACUUCACGAACUGAAGAAGAAGGAGCGGAAAGUCGUUCGACAGCAGCACACCAACAAGAAUUAUGAUCUUGCUGUCCAAGCAAAAAAAAUCUGGGAAGAACUGAGAAAACAGGAUGUGAGUGAUGCUGAGAAACAGAAGCUCUGUGCUCAACUGUGGAAGAUGAUAAAAGGCAAGUCGCCGGAGUUGAUUUUCGCCCACGACACAGUGCGAGUCAUCGAGUGUUUGGAGAAGUACGGUAGCGCCACCUACAGGAAUGCACUGUUCGAGGAAUUGAAAGACAUGAUAGUGCCUAUGGCAAAGUCGAAAUACGCCAAGUUCUUCGUGGAGAAGUUGAUAAAGUACGGAACGAAGGUGCAACGAAAAGCCAUCUUCCACAGCUUCUCUGGACAGGCGGGCCAGCGUCAGGGCGAUGGUGCGGCGAAGACGAGUUCUACCAUAUGCGACAAAGCUCUCGCAGUUGUUGUGCAAGGGUACAAGAUCCGCGUCGGGCAAAUCCGCGGAAGUUUGCCGUCGCGUAACGGCCGUAAACGUGGCGGUAAACAAACCGUGUUCCCGGAACAUUUGUUUUUCCGCACCCAGAAUGCCAUGGAGAUGAAAUCACAGGUCCGCUCGAUCAAGAUAUUCGCGGCCCGCGAGGGAAGCCCGAACAAGGAAGGAAGGCGAUCUACUCCAGCAUUCAAGGAGAAUCUGCUCAAACCUAACGAAAAGAAUGUGUUGCAGCACAGCAUCGUGCACCGAGUCUUCCUGGACUUCUUCACGCACGCCGCCGACUACGCGCCGAGGUCAGAGGUCAUCGAGGCCCUGCGCGACACCGUCGUUCACAUGGUUCACACGAGAGAGGGCGCCAAAGUAGCGAUGCACUGCGUGUGGCACGGCACGGCCAAGGACAGGAAGCACAUUCUUAAGAGUUUGAAGACGCACGUGGUGCGCGUGUGCGUGGAGGAACAUGCGCAUCUGGUGCUGCUAGCACUGUGUGACGUCGUCGACGACACGAAACUCAUGCAGAAACUCGUGCUAUCUGAGAUGAUCAGAUCUUUAAAGGAGACGGCAUUCAACCCUUACGGACGUAAGGUGCUGCUGUACCUGCUCUCGCGCAGGGAUCCUCUCUACUUUCACCCGGACGUUGUGAAGCUUCUACAGGAUGGAGAUAAUAACAACACCAGUAAGAAGGACCAGGCAUUGCGAGAGAAUGAGCUUCGGGAGGGAGUCUCGGCUCCCGCUCUGAAGCUGAUCGCCGAUAACGCUGAGGAGAUGGUGAAGGAAAAAUCGCUGUGCUUUCUCGUUCUCACCAUUCUCAAUCAUGCCGUGGGUGAUGUCCGGCCGGCGCUGGAAGCCAUCGUCGAUCUGUGUCAGCGGCCGUUCCAGACCGGCAAAUCAGCAGAAAGCUUUCACAUAGUCGAGCAAGCAUCGGGCCACCUGGUGGUGAAACGUCUCAUACAGAGCGACAAGGAGAGAAUAGAGAAAGGACAGCCGAGUUUCUGUGAGAUGCUGCUGGAGAGCUUACCGGAGGGCUGUCUGAAAUCCUGGGUCUCAUGUAACAGAGGUUCCUUCAUCGUAGUCGCGCUUCUGGAGACAGAAAUUCCAAGCGUGGUUGAAAAGGUAAAGAAAGAAUUGACGGGAUGUAAGAAUAUGCUGGGUAAAUCUUCCUUCAAGGGUGCCGAAAUAUUGCUGGCAAAGCUCAAAUGACAUCUCUCUCUCUAUCACUCCGUGGGCAAACAGGCAAUGUAAUUUACUAGAGCCCUGUUGCCAUUUGUCAGCAGUAUUGCCAGCCACCUUGGUUACGUUGCAAGCUAUUGACACCAGGGCGUAAUGGAUGCGCUGGGGUUGUGUCUCUUGGUGUGUGUUUGUAAAAAAAAAUUGAGCAGAAAUGGUAAACAAUGGUGAUCUAAAAGUUCUAAUAGGCAUAUUUCACAAUGACCUGGAUUGGCAGGAAGUUUAUAUUGAGAUUAGGAUGCGAUAAAAGGAUUUAUUCCCUGCAUGCGUGCAUAGAUCUACAAAUGGUACAUUGAUCACAUAUUAACAAUUAUGUCAACAAUUAUGUUAUGCAAUGAUACCGACGGAUUGCUUGCUAAAGAUGCAAGUUGCGUGACGACAUAAAUUUGGUUGAAUUGUGAUUUGACAUCAAGCAUCGUAAUACAAUGCAAAGUAAAUGCUUAUGUUUGUACAUCAUUAUAUGUGAAUGUCAAGUCUGUAAUUUAUUGCAGGUCUCAUUAAAAUACUAUAUUUAAUUGUA
This is a messenger RNA of Priapulus caudatus, 2617 nucleotides long. Its product is annotated as pumilio domain-containing protein KIAA0020 homolog. Gene Ontology annotation, biological process: regulation of translation. The record is from RefSeq and is a predicted model, not a curated record. Gene Ontology annotation, molecular function: mRNA binding. Bases 7 to 2070 code for a protein of 687 amino acids. The transcript has 14 exons. NCBI's taxonomy places the organism in Eukaryota, Metazoa, Priapulida, Priapulimorpha, Priapulimorphida, Priapulidae. Gene Ontology annotation, cellular component: nucleolus.